Messenger RNA from Hibiscus syriacus, 2589 nucleotides. RefSeq names its product mechanosensitive ion channel protein 2, chloroplastic-like. The transcript has 15 exons. The record is from RefSeq and is a predicted model, not a curated record. NCBI's taxonomy places the organism in Eukaryota, Viridiplantae, Streptophyta, Magnoliopsida, Malvales, Malvaceae. The coding region runs from base 303 to 2537 and encodes 744 amino acids. Gene Ontology annotation, biological process: transmembrane transport. Gene Ontology annotation, cellular component: membrane.
UCGCUCUUUCCUUGUGCCAUUUCUCCUCUACGAAUCUCCGCGAGGGGAGAAAAAUAUCAAGAAAGAGCCAAUCUCGAAAUUUCUGCAAAAAUAUUGUCGAAAACUGAAAUUCUCCGCUUCAGGAUAAACUGUCAUUCCGUGGCCUUUCAGGCUCGAGGCUUGUGAAUUGUGAGAAAUUGAACAAGAGUUUCACUUUAAUAAUACCCAUUCUGAGUUUGAAGCUUAGCUUUUAUUGGAAUAUAUUAAGAUCUUAUUGUACUGGUGAUACCCUGCAAACGACUGGUUUCACUUCAAGUUCAACAAUGUCUCUUUCUGGUUCUUUGCAGUUGUCCUAUGAUUUGGGACUGUGCAGGAACCAGGUAUACAAGAAAAAGUUUAAGUUUCCAUUUGGAAGGGGGAAGCUGGAUUUAUUGAGCCCCGACCUCUCAUCCCGUGAUUCGUUCGUGCGACAGGAUGCCUGGAGAAGUCAUCUCUCCAACAAUUUGUACAGGACAAUGCAUUCUGUUCCAUACAGAGACAAUGCCUUUAGGUGUCAUGCUUUUGGAGUGCCUCCCCAAAUUCUUGAACUACCUGGUGUAAAAACUGCGUCCAUUGCAUUGACAAGGUCAUACAAUAACUUACAAGCUAGUCCUACUGUUCUUAAGUUGAUUCCAGCUGUUAGUAUUAUAAUUUUUGCCCUAUGUGGUGUUGAACCACUUAUUCGACAGGGCAGAAACUUACUUCUCCAUAGGAGUGAGAGUAGUUGGAAGAAGAGUAGAACACAUUAUGUUACAACUUCUUAUGUUCAACCUUUGCUUCUGUGGACUGGAGCAAUACUCAUGUGCAGAACACUGGAUCCAUUAGUUCUCCCUACAGAAGCUAGCCAAAUUGUUAAACAACGGCUUUUACAUUUUGUAAGAUCAUUGUCAACUGUGCUGGCCUUCGCGCUUUGCUUAUCGAGAACAGUUCAGAAAAUGCAGAGAUUCUUCAUGGAGACGAGUGAGAUCAGUGAUACAAGAAACAUGGGUUUCCAGUUUGCAGGGAAAGCUAUUUACUCUGCAGUUUGGGUCGCUGCUGUUUCAUUGUUCAUGGAGUUGCUGGGUUUCUCUACACAGAGGUGGCUAACCGCUGGAGGUCUAGGGACAGUUUUGCUGACUCUUGCUGGUCGUGAGAUAUUCACAAAUUUUCUUUCUAGUGCAAUGAUUCAUGCAACUCGACCUUUUGUUCUGAAUGAAUGGAUUCAAACAAAGAUUGAGGGAUAUGAAGUUUCCGGUACUGUUGAGCAUGUUGGUUGGUGGUCGCCAACAAUAAUAAGAGGGGAAGAUCGUGAAGCAGUACACAUUCCAAACCAUAAAAUGGCUGUCCCUUUUUUGCUGUCCCUUUUUUCCGGUACUCAUUGGCGCAUUAAAACUCACCUGGCCAUCAGUCACGUGGAUGUCCAUAAGAUUAAUAAUAUAGUUGCUGACAUGCGCAAGGUCUUGGCUAAGAAUCCUCAGGUCGAGCAGCAGAGAUUGCACAGAAGAGUAUUUCUGGAAAAUAUCAAUCCCGAGAAUCAGGCUCUUUUGAUACUGGUGUCCUGUUUUGUAAAGACUUCCCAUCUUGAAGAGUACCUAUGUGUCAAGGAAGCUAUACUUAUGGAUCUCCUUAGAGUCAUCAGCCAUCACCGUGCGCGGCUUGCCACACCAAUUCGCACUGUGCAGAAACUAUAUGGUGAUUCCGACUUGGAGAAUAUACCAUUUGCAGACUUAAUGUAUAACCGUGAUGGAGGAGCAUCUAACAGGCCACUUUUACUGAUUGAACCCUCUUACAAGAUUAAUGGUGAAGACAUAACUAAAGGUCGUUCCUCACGUCCAGCUGGAGAACAAGACAGUAAAACCACAGUGCGGCCUACUGCAGACGCUAAAGUAGACAACAAAGCAGGAACGACACCAAAGCCCGACUCCAAGUCCAAAGGAACACCGGCAAUUGAACCUGAAGCAGAUGCCAAGAUUGGAGAAAUUCCAAAUUCCGACACCAAGGAGGAAUUUAAGGCAGCAUCCGAAUCAACAUCCGAUCCCAGGACAGAUGAUAAAGUGCCCUUGAAAUCACCAUCAAAAUCUGUCCCCAAAACAAGUUCUAAAGCUGCAGAAGCAUCUGGUCCCAACCGAAAAGUUCUGGAUUCAAUCUCUGAUAAUCUGCUCAAAAACAAAAAGGUCACUGACAAGCAACAGAAAAUUGCAAGGCGGAGUAGCAAGUCGGAUAAUCCUUCAGUAUCCUCACCAGAAACUGGUAUAGACAAAGUUGGUGUACCACAAGAACAGUUCCAAUCAAAGCAGGAAGGUGAGAAGCUGGCGGUCUCUCGGCCACCAAAAGCAAGACAUGACUUGGAGGAAAAUAUGGUUCUUGGCGUAGCACUAGAGGGCUCAAAGAGAACACUACCUAUCGAGGAAGAAUUGCCUCCAUCCUCAGCAGAUGCAAAAGAACUGGCUUCUGCAGGCCGGAAUGGAAACGGAUCCACUACCGAGGACAGGAAAGAUGGUCAGAUACGAUCCACUCUAAAGACCCUUGAUAAUCAGUGAUGUAUUCGAGACGUGACAAUCGAUCCUCAGAGGUAACAACCGAUCUCUUCAU